AAAAAAAAAAGAGAGGGCGAUCGAGGAGAGGACAAACCUCACGAAGGUGGGGGAAAUAGGUAUAAACAUCGCGUGAUCGACGAACUUCACCGAAUUUAGCUCUCACCUUAAUCCCAACCAAAAAGACACAAUUAGCCAAAAUAAAAGAUGAAAAGUUACCCCCCAAAUUCAAAAGAUACAGAGGGAGGGUGACCUUCCGGUUAUCCUCGCCCACGCCGGUACGGCGACCGGAAGCAGGUGUUGCAUCGAUGUCAGAAAGCUCGGCAGUGGCUUUCCGGCGAGUAUCUCCAGAGACACCGGCUUCUUCAUGGGUUUUCCUUCUAUGACUUCACCGGCAUCAUGUUGGUCUGCCGAGCUUAAAGUACUUGUAAUGUGACUGCUAAAUCAUUAACGUUUCCCAUUGAAUGGAAUGGAAUAUUUUUGUUACCAAAUUAUAAUUUGAUUGUAAGUUUCUUUUUUUUUUUCCCCAAAUUCAAUGGAAGUUCGUGUUACAAUGCAAUAUUGACUCCAAGUGAGGAACUUCAGAGUAUUUUACGUAUCCAUUAAUCCAAAAUUAGAGUUUUCUGCAACAAGGUAGUAUCCUAGAAUUAGAGUUCUGUUUUCAUAAGGGUUAUACAACAAAAAAUACAUGUAAAGUGUGGGGGAGCUUUUAUUCUGUUGGCUUUUGGUGAUUAUAAUGGGAACGAAUUAGUCGGAAAUUGAAUCAGAUAUCACCACUUCCUUCUUAGUAAUAUUACGAGAUUAUAUAAAGAGGAAAAUAUAUUACAAAACUCUUUUUGGCCCUUUUCUUUUUCCCCUUGAAGAAGAAAAGAAGAAGAAGAAGAAGAAGAACUCAAAAACUCUUUUACUGCUCAAUACAUUGUACAACUUCCAAGGCUUCUUCUUGUUCUUCCCUCUCUUCAGAAUUGAGAGUUAAGGACGAAUUCUGUGUUGAGAUGGGGAGUAAGCGUAAUAAUACUUGUGGGAUUUGUUUGGAGAAAAUGGAGAUUCGUCGGAUGUCUUCCCUUCAUGAUUGCACUCAUAAUCACUGUACAACUUGUCUGAGAAAACUUGCUGAGGUGAAACUAAGCGAAGAAGGUACUUUGCCAACUUGUCCUCAGGAAGGAUGUAAAUCCAGUAUCAAAAUUGGCAACUGCAAGAAGAUCUUAACCCCUAGAUUGGUGGCUUUGAUGGAAGAACGCCUGAAAGAAUCUGAGAUUCCUGUCCUUAAUAGGAUUUAUUGCCCAUUUCCCAAGUGCUCUCACCUCAUGUCAAAAUCAGCGGCCUUGUAUUACACUGAAUUUAUGGUGGCCCCGAAAAACAAGAAUGAUGUUGAUUCCGGGUUCAGGAAAUGCUUGAAAUGUGGCAAUGGAUUUUGUGUGAAUUGCAAGGUUCCGUGGCACAAGGACACCACAUGUUCUGACUACAAGUUGUUGCAUCCCCAUUCGAGCGCAGAGGAAGCGCUGUUGAUCUCUCUUGCACGACGUUACUCGUGGCGCCGAUGCAUCGAAUGUAGCCAUAUGAUUGAAAUCUCUGCUGGUUGUUACCACAUAAAAUGCAGGUGUGGAUGUCAGUUCUGUUAUGCCUGUGGAAUGGAAUGGCAGAAAGAUGAAAAACCUUGUGGAUGUCCUGCCUGGAAUGAGCGCCUGAUUGUUUACUAAAUUAUCAGAUGGUAUAUGAGAUGCAUAUAUGAGAGGAUCUUUUAGUAAC
Messenger RNA from Oldenlandia corymbosa var. corymbosa, 1689 nucleotides. The record is from the annotation of a GenBank genome assembly. NCBI's taxonomy places the organism in Eukaryota, Viridiplantae, Streptophyta, Magnoliopsida, Gentianales, Rubiaceae.